Orbilia oligospora ATCC 24927 is the source of this 1182-nucleotide messenger RNA. RefSeq lists its product as uncharacterized. The coding region runs from base 1 to 1182 and encodes 393 amino acids. The record is from RefSeq and is a predicted model, not a curated record. Gene Ontology annotation, molecular function: GTP binding; ATP hydrolysis activity; ATP binding. Gene Ontology annotation, cellular component: cytoplasm. NCBI's taxonomy places the organism in Eukaryota, Fungi, Ascomycota, Orbiliomycetes, Orbiliales, Orbiliaceae. The transcript has 7 exons.
AUGCCACCAAAGAAGGCUGCUAAGGAAGAAAAGAUUUUGCUGGGGAGACCUGGUAAUAAUCUGAAGAGUGGUAUUGUCGGACUUGCAAACGUUGGCAAAUCGACUCUCUUCCAGGCGAUCACAAAGUGCCCAUUGGGAAAUCCUGCGAAUUACCCAUAUGCCACUAUUGACCCCGAAGAAUCCCGUGUUAUCGUUCCAGAUCCACGCUACGACUGGCUCUGCGAACAUUACAAACCCAAAUCCCGAGUUCCAGCCCAUUUAACAAUCUACGACAUCGCUGGUCUGACGAAGGGUGCCUCUACCGGUGCCGGUCUCGGAAAUGCCUUCUUAUCCCACAUCCGUGCCGUCGACGCCAUCUUCCAAGUCGUCCGUUGUUUCGAUGACGCAGACAUCAUCCACGUCGAGGGUGACGUCGAUCCGAUCCGUGAUUUGGAAAUUAUUGCCGACGAGCUGAGAAUCAAGGAUACCGAAUUCACCGAAAAGGCCCUUGAUAAUCUUGUCAAGCAGACCAAGCGCGGUGGACAAUCGCUCGAGAUGAAGAAGUUGAAAGAAGAGCAGGCUAUCGUUGAGAGAGUACUCGCUUGUUUGCAGGCCGGAAAGGAUGUGAGAAAGGGAGAAUGGGGUAAUAAGGACGUUGAGGUUAUCAACAGUUUACUCCUCUUGACCGCCAAGCCAGUUAUCUACGUUGUCAACCUGAGUGAGAAGGAUUACAUCCGACAGAAGAAUAAGCAUCUCCCCAAGGUCUUCAAGUGGGUGCAAGAAAAUUCUCCUGGUGACAUGAUUAUCCCACUCUCCGUUUCAUUCGAAGAGAGGUUGUCAAAAAUGGAAGAGGCCGAGGCAAAGGCCGAGGAAGAGAAGGCGGGUGGUAAGAGUGCACUCGGCAAGUUGGUUAUCAACAUGAGGAAGGAAUUGAACUUGGGAAGCUUCUUCACAUGCGGUGAAGACGAGGUUAGACAAUGGACUAUCAGAAAUGGCACUAAAGCCCCCCAGGCAGCCGGUGUUAUCCACACUGACUUCGAAAAGACUUUCAUCCAAGCCGUCAUGUUCAAAUAUGCCGAUUUGGUCGAUUUGGGCAAUGAAGCCGACGUCAAGGCUAAAGGAAAGGUCCAAACCAAGGGCAAGGACUACGUCGUUGAGGACGGUGAUAUUCUUCAUUUCAAGGCCGGUGCUGCGAAGAACUAG